Molecule: messenger RNA, 1559 nt
Organism: Closterium sp. NIES-67
Lineage: Eukaryota; Viridiplantae; Streptophyta; Zygnematophyceae; Desmidiales; Closteriaceae
Source: the annotation of a GenBank genome assembly
ACGAGGAAAUGGAGUCAUAGGAGGCAGCUGAAAUUAUAAGUCGUCAUUUUCAAAUCGUUCUAGAAAGGCGGCAACGACAUAAGUCGGACUUCUCGUGCACCGACCAUGACGUUUCGCAAGAUUCGUCGCGUGUUGUAAUAAUAACCUCCUUAAUUAUUUCCUACCCUGACACCUGUAAGGCAUGAGCCUAGAAGAGCUGAGUGCGUGGUUAGAGCAUUUUAGAGAGGAUGGUCCCUAGGUCGCAAGCUUUGAUGGCAACACGGCGAUACCUCUUAAAAAUGGCCAGACCUUUCAGUUAUCACCGCUUCAAUACUAACACAUCCCGUUACAGUUGCAACAGUUACGAACUUCAGUGCCGUAGUAGUAGGCAGUAUCGGUUCUUAACUCCAGUCUUAACCGUAUGCCUGUUAGCCUCCUUCUCCUGCUUCGCACCUGCUGUCAUCGCCCAGACGUUGGCACCGUCCCAAGCGGCGGUGCUGGCGGAGUGCCAGCGGCAGUGGGGCGCAACGUUCCCCGGAUGGACGGCAGGGGGGGAAUGCGCGGAUGCUUUUCAAUUGUCGUGCGACUCGGAUGGCAUGAUCUUAGCCAUGACUUUGGAGCACUACGGCGACGAUGGGGCGUCCCUGGGGUCCAUUCCCGAUGCCCUCAGCAACCUCUCUCGCCUCACGCUGCUGACGUCAAGUGAACGAGAUGGCGAUGAAGAGCCACCUGAAUCUGGUACGGCUGAUGAGGUACUGCUUCGACAUCAGCCCGGACACGGAGCGCAUGGAGCAGAUCGUCAUCUACGAGUUCGUCGACAAUGGCGAGCUGGAUUGGCCCCCGGUGUCCCCAUCCCCUGUCUGUGUGUGUGCGGCUGGACAUUCUCAUUGGCAUGGCCCGUGGUCUCGAGUACCUGCACAGCUUUGGCAUUGUGCAUCGCGACAUCAAGCCAGCCAACAGCCUGCUGGAUAAGAACAUGCAGGCCAAGAUUGCAGACUUUGGGCUUGUGAGGCAUGGCGAGGGCACAUUAGUGAUUGCCACGCGAGUGAUGGGCACACCGGGCUAUGUGGACCCCGCUUACUACAAGUCACAGAAGGCAACGCCGAAGGCCGAUGUGCACAGCUUCGGAGUGGUGACGUUGACGCUCAUCAUGGCUCGCAAGGCCAUCACGGCCUUCAAGGACCCGCAGCUGGAAGCGCUGGACGACUUGGUGCUGCGCAUGGCGAAGCUGGCCCUCAGCUGGACCGCCAUGCCCACGGCCUCCCGCCCCUCCAUCAGCCGCAUCCUCGGCUAGCUGCUUGUGAUAAAGGAGAAGUUUCUGGGGCAGGAGGAGGACCGGAUGGCUGCGAGGAUCGACCCCGAAUUGGAGAACUCCACGGAUUCCAAUGUGAGCAUGGAGAUCGCCCGCGCUCAGGGAGCUCGUAGUAGCGGAGGGCUGUCAAUCAACCCUUGAGCCUAGUGUCAACCUAAACAUAUAUUUGUAUGUAGAAGUUAUAGGCUAGAUAGGUGUGUGUUCUUAGAGGCUACAGCUCCAACCCUAUUUCUCCCUUGUUCUCACCUGUUCUAGUCAUUCUCGUAUU